Medicago truncatula (barrel medic) is the source of this 3789-nucleotide messenger RNA. RefSeq lists its product as uncharacterized. The transcript is spliced from 5 exons. Gene Ontology annotation, molecular function: DNA helicase activity. Bases 41 to 3409 code for a protein of 1122 amino acids. Lineage: Eukaryota; Viridiplantae; Streptophyta; Magnoliopsida; Fabales; Fabaceae. Gene Ontology annotation, biological process: DNA repair; telomere maintenance. The record is from RefSeq and is a predicted model, not a curated record.
CAGACCUAAGAAGAAGCCUAUUAAUCGAACAUACGUUUCAAUGAAAGAGUGGUUCGCAUAUAAGAUCCAGCAGAGAGAUAUUCAACAUUCACAAUUGUUGUUUUCUAGACGUCUGUUGCAACAGUUUUGUUGUGACGGGUAUAGUAUGAUAGAGUCAUGGCGAUUAAAGUGGUACAGAGAUCAUCAGAAAGAAGUCAGGGCUGACAUGUACAAGGGGUUGAGAGAAGCAGUUCUUAGAGGAGAAACAGAUCCGGCCAGUGCAGGAAAGCGAGUGGUGUUGCCUUCUUCAUUUGUCGGAGGGGCACGAUAUAUGAUACAAAAUUACCAGGAUGCCAUGGCAAUAUGUGGAUGGGUGGGCUAUCCUGAUUUGUUUAUAACUUUCACAUGUAACCAUAAGUGGGCGGAGUUAGUUGAUUUUCUAAAGAAACAUAAUCUCAAGCCAGAGGAUCGACCAGAUUUAGUCAGUCGUAUUUUCAAAAUAAAGCUUGAUCAUCUAAUAAAGGAGAUUAAAAAGGGCAAAAUUUUUGGGAAGGUUAAAGCAGUCAUUUAUACUAUUGAGUUCCAAAAACGAGGUCUCCCGCACGCUCACAUCUUGGUUUUUCUACGGCCAGAAUUUCGCAUUCUUCAUCCUAACAACAUUGAUAAGAUUAUAUCGGCAGAGAUCCCUGAUAAAGACCAGGAUCCUCAACUCUACAGCAUUGUUACGUCUCUCAUGAUACAUGGACCUUGCGGAAAGCAGAAUAAUAAAUCGCCAUGUAUGCUGAAUGGUAAGUGCACUAAAUAUUUCCCGAAAAAAUUUGUUGACACAACGGUGAUUGAUUCAGACGGUUACCCUGUGUAUAGAAGAAGGAACAAUGGUGUAUCAUUAAAGAAAGGUGAAUCUUUUGUUGAUAACAGAUAUGUUGUGCCCUACAACCGUAAAUUACUGUUAAAGUAUAAUGCACAUAUAAACGUUGAAUGGUGUAAUCAGUCCCGGUCUAUAAAAUAUCUGUUCAAGUAUGUUAACAAAGGACAUGAUCGGGUAACUGCAACAUUUUACCAAGGCGGUAAUGAAUGUUACGACGAAAUAAAGAUGUACUACGAUUGUAGGUACCUCUCGGCAUGUGAAGCGGUGUGGCGGAUUUUUUCCUUUGAUAUUAAUUAUAGGGAACCCUCGGUUGAGCGCUUAAAUUUCCACUUAGAAGGCGAGGAACCAGUUGUUUUCGAAGAUCAUGAGGACUUGGAAAAUGUAGUAAAAAAACCACACAUCCGUGACACUAAGUUUCGUGCAUGGAUGGAGGCAAACCAAAAGUAUCCCGAGGCUAAGGAUCUAACAUAUGGCGAGUUUCCAUUAAAGUUUGUUUGGAAGCAAACAGAGCGUAGAUGGACACCAAGGCAACGAGGGCUUUCUAUUGGUCGAAUUCAUUUUGUUCCGCCCGGAAGCGGUGAGAAAUUUUAUCUAAGGACCCUGCUGAAUUAUGUAAAAGGUCCUGUUUCUUACGAUGAUAUCAAAACAGUUGGAGGAGUUAAAUACAACAGUUUCAAGGAGGCAUGCUUUGCUUUGGGCCUGUUAGACGAUGACAAUGAAUUCAUAAAUGCUAUCAACCAAGUCUCUUUUUGGGGGACUGCCGAAUAUAUGCGUCGUCUAUUUGUCAUGUUGUUAGUAUCAAACCAAUUUUCUCGACCAGAAGUUGUUUGGGAGAAGACUUGGCUGCAUUUGAGUGAUGAUAUGUUGCAUCGUCAAAGAUUGGCAUUGCGUGUACCAGAUUUAGUAUUGGACGACGAUCAAUUAAAAAGCUAUACGCUUGCAGAGAUCGAGAGAUUGUUGCAGAGUCACGGCAAGAAAAUGAAGGAUGAUUACCCAACUAUGCCUGUGACUGAUGUGUCCCUUAUCCAUGAGUCACGUAAUAGGUUGAUAUAUGACGAGAUGAAUUAUAACCAGCAUAUUCUUGAAGAAGAGAACGAGCGGUUAAUGUCCACAAUGACAUUUGAACAAAAACAGGUGUAUGACAAAAUAAUGGCGAGGGUUGAUGCCAAACAGCCUGCAAUUUUCUUCCUAUACGGUUACGGCGGUACCGGAAAAACAUUUAUAUGGAGAGCAUUGUCAUCUGCCAUUCGGUCAAGGAAAGAAAUUGUAUUGACAGUUGCGUCCAGCGGUAUCGCAGCCCUACUUAUACCUGGAGGAAGAACAGCACAUUCUAGGUUUGGUAUUCCUAUAAUCGUUGAUGAAAUUUCAACUUGCGGCAUACAUCCUAAAAGCCCGUUGGCUGAGUUGAUAUGUAAGGCAAGCCUAAUUAUUUGGGAUGAAGCGCCAAUGAUGCAUAAACACUGUUUUGAAGCACUUGACCGAAGUUUGAGGGAUAUUCUUCGUGUUCAAAAUAAUGGAAGGACGGAUAUCCCGUUCGGUGGCAAAGUUGUCGUGCUCGGUGGUGAUUUCAGACAAGUUCUUCCAGUGAUAGCGAAAGCCAAUAGACAAGAGGUGUGUAACUCAUCAAUAAAUUCUUCACAUUUGUGGCGUUUUUGCGAGGUGUUAACAUUGUCAACCAACAUGCGCCUUUUACAUGGUUCUUCCAAUUCUGAUAUUCAAGAGAGGAAAGAGUUUAGUGAGUGGGUUUUGGGCAUCGGAGAUGGUACUAUUGGAGAAGAGAACGACGAAAAUAUUCAGAUACAAAUUCCAGACGACCUACUUAUACAUAGUUCAGGAGAUCAUAUUGCUGCCAUUGUUGAUCACAUUUAUCCAUCGUUGCUAGAUAACAUGUAUGAUCAUUCGUUUUUCCAAAAUAGAGCUAUACUAACUCCGAAAAAUGUCACGGUUGAAGAAAUAAAUGAGUAUGUAAUGUCUCUUAUACCUGGAGAAGAAAAAACCUAUUUGAGUUGCGAUAGUCCCCUUGGUAAAAAUGCAUCAGCUACCAGGCCGGAUGACAUACACACACCUGAGUUUUUGAACACAAUUAAUGCCUCAGGUAUCCCUAACCACAAGAUAAAAUUGAAGGUUGGCGUUCCUGUCAUGCUUCUACGCAAUUUAGACGCUACAGCUGGUUUAUGCAACGGUACUCGAUUAAUAAUAACGAAGAUGGGCAGAUAUGUGCUUGAGGGCAAGGUCAUAACAGGCAGCAACAUUGGAGAUAUAGUUUAUAUACCGAGAUUGUCGUUGAGUCCAUCGGAUACAAGAAUUCCAUUCAAGUUUCAGCGUCGACAGUUCCCUAUAUCGGUGUCAUUUGCAAUGACGAUCAACAAAAGUCAAGGGCAAUCAUUGAAAGAAGUUGGAGUAUACCUUCCUCAACCGGUUUUUUCCCACGGACAACUAUAUGUUGCGGUGUCAAGAGUUACAUCAAGAAACGGAUUGAAGAUAUUAUGCACGGAUGAAGAUGGCAAUUGUAUGAGCACUACAUCAAAUGUGGUGUAUAAGGAAGUCUUUCGCAAUUUGUAAUGAUGAACCAGACGAUAACUUUACACAUGAACAGGGCAUUAUUUCUCUUCUUUGCUUCCCAUUUUACCACUUCUCUUAUACACAUAUGUCAAGUUAAUGUUGAGUUCAAGGUGAUAAUUGAUUGCAUUUUUAUAAUAGCUUUGGAAGGUACUUUUUGGUGAUAACUUAAUGCUGGUUUUUUCAUUCCAUUCCAAUUGCAACACUGUUCACCCUAUUUAACUUUUUGCUAUCUUUUUCAUGUUUUUUAAAUUACAAUUUCGUCGGCCGUUGCGUGGUCACAAUUGUCCACGAUUUCGUGGAUUUAGUGGCAAGUUUUAAGUUGCUUUUAUGUGUACUGUUGAACUUACUAUAUAUGUUGCAAUUUUAUAUGGAUUGCACUA